This is a messenger RNA of Monomorium pharaonis (pharaoh ant), 2271 nucleotides long. RefSeq lists its product as uncharacterized. NCBI's taxonomy places the organism in Eukaryota, Metazoa, Arthropoda, Insecta, Hymenoptera, Formicidae. The record is from RefSeq and is a predicted model, not a curated record. The transcript is spliced from 2 exons. Bases 187 to 696 code for a protein of 169 amino acids.
GUGUGGUGUGUAUGUAAAGCACCACAUGGUUUGCGACUUAAAUGGUGUACAAUUGAACGUUGUGCAAUUGAAUGGUGUGCAAUUGAACGGUGUGCAACUGAAUGGUGCGCAAUUGAACGGUGUGCAAUGUUUCGUGUCUAAUAGCACGGUGGACAAUUGCAACGUGUCCAAUUGUACUGUGCGCAAAUGAAGGCCUCUUGUCCCUCUCCACUCAGGGAUUCACAACCGGCGCCUUCGAGGCCGAGCGACAUUUCAGUAGGUGAUCUUACGUCCGACGGAAGGGCUUCAUCAAAGCUCCCGCCUGUGAAAGCUGUACAGCUUUUACUCGAUCCGGCUGUUUCGACACAGGUUGAGAAAGAUACGCAGAGGUUUGCUAAUAAGCUCUUUGGCCCGGAAUUAGCAGAAUCAAACACAGUUCCUUGGAAUGAAUUAAUCUCUCGGAAGUGGCUAGAGGUCACGCGCAAGGUCCUGUCGCCGGACAGCCGAGACCUGCUUAAGAGAUACAUUCCAUCGGACCCUCUGGAAUUUCUCAGAGCGCUUAAGUUAAAUUCAGAAAUUAAAUCAGCCCUUCGAAGUAACGCUAUCAUCAAGCGUGAUGAACAUUACGCCAAAGAUCAGGGGCAAGCAAGGAUCGCUGUGCGCCCUUGGAGAAGCCUUAUCAGAUUUUCUGAAACCACAGGUACAACAAUCUCUUGAUGCCGAAGCACGCCAUGUGGUCACAAAGGUGAGCGAGGCUGCUAAGAUCCUGGCAGAUUUUUUUAUCGCCUAUCGGUAUCCAGAAGAAAUCCUGACAGCUCUCAACCUCGUUGCCAAGAAUGUGGUCGAGGCCACCCGGUAGAUCAUUUUCUUUUUUGCGCCUUCUUUGGCGAGGAUUUUAAGAAGGCGUCCGCUAUAGAAAAGUCGUCGAGGGAUAUCGCCAGGGCAUCGGUGCUGACAAUUGCCAAAAAGGUAUAGUAGCCUGUUAAGCCGCCCAGCCGCACAGCUCCCCCGACUUCGGGAAACUUCCGAGUCCCUGCCCCGCGAGCCAGGCCGACAACAAGGAGGGCAGGGACAUCGAGCGGCCAUCGUUGACCGACCCAUUGCUCCAGAUCGCGCUUGAGGAGGCGAUAAAUGACGAGCAGAUAAAGAUCGCUGACAGACUUUUCUUUUUUCUUCCUCAAUGGAAGAAAAUUACUUCCGACACAAGGAUUUUGCAAGCAAUCAUAGGCUACAGACUUCCCUUCAGGUCCCACCCUCCUGUCCAGGUGAGAGAACCCUCAGGGCAUUUCUCAAGCGAGGAGGAACAAAUCUGCUCCCUCGAGUUGGUUAGACUCUGUGAGAGAGAUGCGAUUGAGGCGGUCGCAGACUGUGAGGAGCAAUUUUUUUCAUCGUAUUUUGUUAUUAAAAAUCUUCCGGUGGAUGGAGAUUGAUUUUGAACUUAAAACAACUUAAUAAAUUUAUUGUAGCUCCACACCUCAAAUGGAGAAUUGAAAGACUGUGGUUCGCCUUUUCUCACCGGGAGAUUUUUUGGCUUUUUUAGAUCUAGAAGAUGCCUAUCUUUUACCGAUUCAUCAGGACGACAGAAAGUUUCUUCGUUUCCGUUUCCGAAACCAACUCUUCCAGUUCACAGGUCUUCCUUUUGGACUGUCUUCCGCCCCAUUUAUAUUUACAAAGAUUUUGAAGCCGGCAAUUUAUUUUCUCCGGGAGAAAGUAUUUUUUCCCGUAAAUUACCUAAACGAUUUUCUGCUGAUUGCUCAGUCCUACGAGCAAUGUCUUGAGAACAUUGCUACAACAAGAAAUUUAUUAUCAUCUUUAGAUUUUAUUAUUAAUAAACAGAAAAGCGCCCUGACACGAACAAGAUCUUGUCGAUUUUUAGGCUUUAAUUUCGAUACAAACUAUUUUUCAAUUUCGAUUCCGGCAAACAGGAGAAGCAGGCUCCUCCAGAUGACAGAGGAAUUCUCGAACAAAAAAUGUUGCAAGAUUCGAGCCUUUGCGAGCUUCAUUGACUUACUGGUGUCUGUCUACCCAGCCGUACAAUAUGGUAUGCUACAUACCAAGAUAUCGGAACGAGGAAAAUACCUGGCCCUUACAGCAGUUAAUGAGAAUCUCGUUUUUACAGAAGACCGACAAUCGAGAGUACUUCUUUCCAAUCGGUGAUCUUGGGCUCUCAUUAACUGAGCGGAUUCAGCGUAACACUUAGUUUGUCUUAGUUAAAUUGGCAAUGUUCAAAAUUUGUUUCUUAGCCGAAUAGUGACGUCACUCGCUCGUAUUUGGUCCAAAUUGCAAAAAAAA